AUAGUACUCGUACCCAUUAUCUGGAACACUGACGCAGCGUAAACGGCCGCCUCCAUGGCCACUUUCCCUGUUACCACCGCCCCCACUCCUCACCAGAGCACUCCACCCACAGCCGGCCUGCCCGGCCACCUCCGUCUGCCCACUGCCGCCUCCGCCGAUGCCGCCCUCAUCACCCUCUCCGCCUUCCUCUCCUCCGGCCGCCUCACGACCUCCUCCCCUUCCCUCCUCCACCGCACCCUCCGCGCCGCCGCCGACCACCGCCUCCCGCGGCUCGGCCUGCAGCUCCACGCCUUCCUCGUCAAGACCCGCUUACUUGCCGACCCCUUCUCGGCCUCCGCCCUCCUCCACCUCUACUCCACCAUCGCCCCGCUGCACCGCACCCGCCUCCUCUUCGACAGGAUCCCCAAGUCCACCUACCCCGUCCCCUGGAACACCAUGAUCCUACGGUACGCGCAGGACGGAUUCUUGGAUGAGGCGUUCGAUCUGAUGGUGGCCAUGGAGGAAUCCGGCAUCCCCAUUGGUGCCUCCACCUGGAACGCCGUCAUCGCUGGGUGCGUCCGAGCUGAGAACGGAGAGCUCGCCAUCGAGCUGCUAGGCAAAAUGGUUUCGGUUGGGGGAGUUGUGCCCAGUGUGGCCACGUUCAACACCGUGCUCCACGUGAUUUCGGCGUUGCGCGGGGUGAACGUGCUCCGAGAGUUGCACGCAUUUGUGCUGCGCAACGCUGAGGUUGUGGGACUUGGGCCUGUGGAUUUGGAUCGACUCCAGGAAUCCCUGGCGGCAGGAUACAUGUGCAGCUCCUGUGUCCAGUACGCAGGCCGUGUGUUUCGUGAUGUCAGGAUAAGCACUUGCUUCCUGGGCAACCUGAUGAUAUCGGGAUUUCUUGACACGGGGCAGCGGAAUCAAGCCUUGGGUGUUCUGCGAGAAAUGGCGUUUGGCUGUGGUCAUGAAGCUCAGCAUCUGCCAUCGGCUUCGCUUACGCUGGUCCUCCCUGAGGUCAAUCUGGCAACAAAGAGAGGCCUAGAGAUCCAUGCUUAUGCCUAUCGCCAUGGUUUUGAGUGUGACACCUCGGUCUGCAAUGCCUUGAUGGCAAUGUAUGCAAGAGGGGGCAAGAUAUGCCGGUCAGACAAGGUUUUCCAAGGACUGGAUGCUAAAGAUGUCGUGUCAUGGAAUACUAUGAUUUCAGGCUAUGCCACGGUUCAUGAUUUUGAUCUCUCAUUUGAGCUGUUCCGUGAAAUGCAACGUAAUGGUACCAGACCUGAUGACUACACAUUUACAUCAGUGCUCAACGCCUGCAGCUUUGCCUGCAAUCACAGGACAGUAAUGGCAUUGCACGGGCAAAUGAUAAGGAUGGGGCUUUGCCAUUCCUAUGUUGAUGAUAUGAAUUCUCUCAUGGAUGCUUAUGGAAAGUGUGGUUUCAUUGCUGAAGCUCAGAAGAUAUUUGAUGAAACCGAGCGAAAGGAUACAGUUUCGUGGAAUAUCAUCAUUUCGUGCUACGGCUACAGCGGUUUUCCUCAACGAGCAAUCAGGCUUUUCCAUCAGAUGCAAGAUCAAAGCUACAAACCUACCAGAGUCACUUUCAUUGCUGUGCUAGCGGCAUGCAGCCAUGCAGGCUUAGUAGACGAAGCACUGCGUUAUUUCGAGGCAAUGCACGGAGACUACAGCAUUACCGCUGAUGAGGCUCACUAUGCCUGCAUCGUUGACUGUUUUGGCAGAGCAGGUCAGCUCCAACGGGCUUAUGAGUUCAUCAGAGGAAUGCCGGUGGUUCCAAAUGCUUGUGUGUGGGGUGCCCUACUUAGCAGUUGCAGGAUACACGGAAAUAUAGGCCUAGCAGAAAUUGCCGCGAAGAAGCUCGUUGAGCUGGACCCUCAGCAUUCUGGAUACUGGAUGCUGCUAAAGGAUAUGUACUCAAAAGCCAAGAGAUGGAAUGAUGUAUCGCAACUUCGAGCUGCUAUGAGAGAUAAUGGCGUUAAGAAGUGCCCAGGUUAUAGUUGGAUUGAGGGGCGAGAUAGCGAGGUCCACAGAUUCCUUACCGCUGACAAGCUUCACUCACAAAGCCACCAGAUAUACGAAGUACUAGGUGGGUUAACCGAGCAGUUGAUGGAUGAAGGAUAUGAAAUAGAUGUCGAUUUGACAUAUACUGAGUGAGGGAUGUACUAGAUUUCUACAACUUGUCUUGAAAAUCUAGCCAUUUAGCUGACAUCCCUAGUCCCAACACCAUGUCUAUUGCAAGCAGCCACGCGAAUCUUAUUCAAUGAUUACAAGGUUGCACGAGCUAAAGAGUUCAGUUUCUGCCCAGGUUAGAAGCGCUAAGAAGUAGGCGCAAGAUGUUACAUUUUGGGCUCGUCAUCUGAUGUGUAAGUUGAUGCCUUGUCACGAAAAGAUCAGACCCGGAGCAUUGUGUAACAAGAAUAUACAGAGUUCACAGCCUAGUUUCAAUAUUUUUUUGGUGAGAAAUUCUGAUUCAAAUAUUCCACCAUGACUCAUAGGAAAGGUUCCUCAAGAUUUACUGGAUAAGAGAAGACAAAAUGAGAUUGUGGAAACAGAAAAGCAGCUGCUGACUUCAGUGGCUUGUAAAAUGCCUUAACAGGAGUCCUUGUUGGAAAAUACAGAAGGCAAAGCAGCAACGGACUGUUACUUUUGAACAAGUUUGUUUCUUGCUGGUAGUUUGCUAUAACAAAAUAGUAGGGGCAUGAAAUAGGCUGGACAGAGACGACGACUACUAUACAAUAAACGAGUAUCUUGGUCCGUUAGAUCAUGAUUUAAUUUUGAUCCGUUAAAUCAUGAUUCAAUUGUAUGUCAUAUUUAACGCUUAAACCCUUCGUUAUC
This is a messenger RNA of Zea mays, 2826 nucleotides long. Its product is annotated as pentatricopeptide repeat-containing protein At4g16470. The transcript has 2 exons. Bases 55 to 2145 code for a protein of 696 amino acids. Gene Ontology annotation, molecular function: protein binding; RNA binding. The record is from RefSeq and is a predicted model, not a curated record. Gene Ontology annotation, biological process: RNA modification. NCBI's taxonomy places the organism in Eukaryota, Viridiplantae, Streptophyta, Magnoliopsida, Poales, Poaceae.